Argiope bruennichi is the source of this 363-nucleotide messenger RNA. Its product is annotated as zinc finger MYM-type protein 5-like. Bases 1 to 363 code for a protein of 120 amino acids. The transcript has 4 exons. Lineage: Eukaryota; Metazoa; Arthropoda; Arachnida; Araneae; Araneidae. The record is from RefSeq and is a predicted model, not a curated record.
AUGUCCAUGAUGAUAACAUUACCGAAUGGAGAAAAAGUAUUUAGAAAUUAUUUAAUAUAUUCAAAUUCCCGAAACGCUGUGUUUUGCUUCCCAUGUAAACUAUUCAGUGAGGAGCAUUCACAUCUUAUUAAGGAUGGAUGGGAUCAAAUUCAGAAUGAAAUUAUAAGCAUUAUUUCAGAAGGAAUUAAGAGGCAUUUAUUACAUAUGAUUAAAUCGUCAAAAUAUUACUCACUAAUUCUGGAUAGUACACUUGAUGUCAGUCAUACCGAACAGGCACUCUAUAUCCCCUGCUCUGCCCAUUCUCUAAAUUUAGUUGUAAAUGAUGCAGCUAAAAUUUCCUUCGAAACAGUUAAUUUCUUCUGA